GAAGGAAAAAGAGGGAAACAAUUAGGAAUACACCAUUUGUACGAUAAUUCCUUGCAAAAAUUUCUCCACAUUCUCUGCAAAUCUUCGGAAACCCCAGAUUUUCUUCUUGAAAUUCGGUAAUUUUCCAAUUCUUGCAGCGAUUUGAGAGGAUACAGACCUUUCCCCCGUUCAUAGGAGAGAUGAAGACGGGUUCAAAGUCGGAAGGACCUUCCGCUCCAGCGCCUCGACGGGACCCCUAUGAGGUUCUAAGCGUGUCCAGGGAUUCCACUGAUCAGGACAUCAAGACUGCUUAUAGGAAGCUUGCUCUCAAAUAUCAUCCAGACAAGAAUGGAAGUAACCCUGAAGCUUCAGAACUUUUUAAGGAGGUCGCAUAUUCUUAUAGCAUCCUAUCUGAUCCAGAGAAGAGAAGGCAAUAUGACAGUGCUGGCUUUGAGGCCCUUGAUGCUAGUGGCAUGGAUAUGGAAAUAGACUUGUCCAAUCUUGGAACUGUCAAUACCAUGUUUGCAGCUUUGUUCAGUAAGCUGGGUGUUCCUAUUAAGACUACAGUUUCUGCUAAUGUUCUUGAAGAAGCUCUGAAUGGAACUGUUACAGUCAGGCCUCUUCCUAUUGGAACAUCAGUUAGUGGCAAGGUGGAUAAGCAAUGCGCUCACUUUUUUGGUGUGACAAUUAACGAAGAGCAAGCUCAGGCAGGAAUUGCUAUAAGGGUUACUUCAACUUCACAAAGUAAAUUCAAGCUGCUCUUUUUUGAACAUGAUGUCAGUGGCGGUUAUAGUUUGGCCAUACAGGAAGAUAGUGAGAAGACUGGGAAAGUAACGUCUGCUGGGUUGUACUUUUUGCAUUUUCAAGUGUACAGGAUGGAUUCCACUGUCAAUGCGUUGGCAAUGGCUAAGGACCCUGAGGCUGCUUUCUUCAAGAGUUUGGAAGGUCUUCAGCCUUGUGAGGUCUCAGAGCUAAAGGCUGGCACCCAUAUUUUUGCUGUUUAUGGAGAUAACUUUUUCAAGACUGCUGCAUAUACUAUUGAGGCACUAUGUACAAAAGAUUAUGCAGAGACAACAGAAAAACUGAAAGAUGUCGAAGCUCAAAUUUUGAGAAAGAGAAAUGAGCUACGGCAAUUCGAGACAGAAUACCGGAAGGCAUUAGCACGCUUCCAAGAAGUGACAAAAAGAUACAAUGAGGAAAAACAGUCUGUGGACGAGCUUCUUAAACAACGAGAUGGCAUACACGCGUCAUUCACCAUCACAAAAGCACCAAAUCCUAUCGGAGCUGGUGUUACGAGUAAUGGAAGUAGUAGUAAAUCUACUGGCGACAGUUCGAAGGUUGAGAAUCAAGGAGACGAUGGGACCUCAGACGAAAAAGAAAGAUCUUUCAAAAAGAGAUGGUUCAAUAUUCCUCGAGGUUCAGACAAAAAGUUGGGUUGAUAGAAUCGUUGCAUUACGUGUGCCAAGGUUUAUUUCGUCUUCCCAAUGAGCAACAAAAAUAAAGUUUCAACCAUAUUUUGUGUUCUAGAAUUCAAUGGUCAGAUUGGUGCAUCCAUGCUUGUAAUACAUGAGUCUCUGUUUUGGUGUAUGCUUUCAGUUCGUGGGGCUCAACAAAAUUUGUCAUUCUUUCUCCCAUCAGAGUUGAGGUAAGCUAUCUCUGGUUCUCAAAGACAUAGCAAAAGUAUAUUAAAUUGUGUGUAAAUAACUCCAAUACAAUACCUUCAUAUAUUAAAUUGGUUUUUGUCGGAUACAUUUUAA
Cucurbita moschata (crookneck pumpkin) is the source of this 1736-nucleotide messenger RNA. Its product is annotated as chaperone protein dnaJ 15-like. The transcript has 12 exons. Lineage: Eukaryota; Viridiplantae; Streptophyta; Magnoliopsida; Cucurbitales; Cucurbitaceae. The record is from RefSeq and is a predicted model, not a curated record. The coding region runs from base 180 to 1418 and encodes 412 amino acids.